AUUGAAAAAUUCUCUCCACACUGUCCCAAACGCCAAAACCGAAACCAAAAAAAAAAUGUCGGUGGCGAAUCCAAACGCUGCCAGAACGGUGCCUCCUCCACCCGACUACGAUGUCGAGUUUCGUAGCUUAUCAGACGACGCCUGGUACAGCGUUUGCACGGUUCUUGACGGCGAGAAACUCACUCUCAAGUACCAAAAUUUCAGUGACGACGACGACUCCAUUUUCGAGGUGAAGAAUUUCAAAACUUUGGAGGAAGUAGAGAGGUUGGAGGACCGGUUCCGCCCUAUUUCUGCUCAAUUGCAGGACAACGAGUGCCACAAAGUGGUCGGAGGUGUCGUUGUUUGCGCCUCGCAUUCCUUCGAUGGCUCUGACAACCGCUUUUACGACGCCGUAGUCGAUGAUGUGGUUCAUAAGGAGCAUUCAUUUGAACAGGGAGGAGAAAUGUGUUCGUGCACAUUUAUCGUGAUCAUGCAGCAUGGUCCAGUCGCUGGAUGUUUUGUUAACAAAACAAUUGAAAGCCUCUGCCUUGUACAGUCCUGUGCUUGCCUUGAUCCUAAUUUACAGCUUUUCUUGAAGAUGGUGAAGGAAAGACUUCAAAAUGAACCUCGUGUACUUGAGAACAAGAAGUCAGCCACAAGCUUUACUAAAUGGCUUAACCAGGCAAGUUAUUGUAUUUGUGAUAUUUCAAGAUUACCAUGUCUAAGCAUUUCUUUUUUGCAGAAUACUAAGUGUGCCAAGCAGUCUCCUUGUAAGAAACGUCCACAUGAUGAGGCAAAGAGUAAUGAUCACAGUGAUUGGUCUAGGGAUGACAAUGACCUCGGAGGCUGUAGCUCUGUGUUUUUGAUUGACAAUUUAGAUAAAGAUCUAUCUCCUUCAACAAUUGUGGAAUUCAUACACUCACGCACUUCACUCUCAGUUCAAGCAUGUGUCUUCCCAAGCAUGUCAUCAGAGAUGUACACACAGGGGGCCAUUGUGUUGAAUUGCAGAAAGAAUCUUGAGAAAUUGUCCAAAUUUCUAGAUUGUCAAGACCAUAUUAUCAUGUCAAAGAGAGGAAGGCCGUGGGUGGUAACUGGGAAUCUGUCUGGGUAUGAUUCAUUUGCAGUGUCAAUUCAAAACUUGAUGCAUAAAUAUCAGGAGAAUUGGCAGCAUAAAAGUACUGGCCAUGCUUUAAAAGUUGUUUGUCCUGGAUCUGAGGAAUACACGACUGCAAAGCAGCUGAGAGAUCUAUUCAUGGAGUUCACUGAGCAUCAACGGCGAUUACACAAGAGGCUAGCGAUGGAGGAGAGAAAGAUCUUGCAGCCAUCCCAAGUAGCAUAGGUACUUGAAUGCAUACUGUAUAUAGGUCUGUCAACAUUGUAAAGGAGAAGCUUACCGAAACUAAAUGACACGUGAUGGGAAAAAGGAAAUUAACCUCCCUUGUUUAGGUGUUUCAAAGAGGGCUUUAGUUUUGUAUCAGCAGACGGUGUGUCGUUUCGUUACUGGAAAAACAAGAUUUUUUUUUUCA
Populus nigra (black poplar) is the source of this 1505-nucleotide messenger RNA. RefSeq lists its product as uncharacterized. The record is from RefSeq and is a predicted model, not a curated record. The transcript has 5 exons. Bases 56 to 1318 code for a protein of 420 amino acids. Gene Ontology annotation, molecular function: chromatin binding. Lineage: Eukaryota; Viridiplantae; Streptophyta; Magnoliopsida; Malpighiales; Salicaceae.